Penaeus vannamei (Pacific white shrimp) is the source of this 528-nucleotide messenger RNA. The record is from RefSeq and is a predicted model, not a curated record. NCBI's taxonomy places the organism in Eukaryota, Metazoa, Arthropoda, Malacostraca, Decapoda, Penaeidae.
GAGAAAUUCCACAAGCUGAGCAGAGCAAAGCACAGACUCAGCAAGGAAAAUUGUAAAGAGAAUGGUUGUAUCCACUGGAGAUGUAUCAUCACAGUCAAAUCAAGCAGGACGUCGCAUUGUGACAACUGGAGCCCCAAAAGGGAAUAACAGCAGCAGCAAUACUGUCCACAGACCAGGAAGCGGAAUCCGGAGAGUGAUCACACAGACGCCAGCAUCACAGACAGGAAACACAGAAGGGUACCAUACUGUCCAUCUGUGUGAUCUACCGACCAAUCUCACAUUAACAGACAUUACUCAGAUGGUGAACAGUGCAGGAGUUGGGCAGCCUUUGGGUGUAGACUAUGUGUCAGGGUCAAGAGAGUGUGUCAUUACAUUCCAUCAGUCAGAGGUUGCUGCUAAGUUUUACCAGAAAAUAAAUCGCAGAAUGGUGAACAUGUCAUUUAUCAGGGCAAAGAUGUACUAAAUAGAUUUUGCAUAUGAUGGUUGCAAGAAUGAAUUUCCUAUUCUGUGUGAGUGCAGAGAUGAAAG